This is a messenger RNA of Doryrhamphus excisus (bluestripe pipefish), 3952 nucleotides long. RefSeq names its product cyclic nucleotide gated channel subunit alpha 3a (gene cnga3a). Gene Ontology annotation, molecular function: protein-containing complex binding; intracellularly cGMP-activated cation channel activity; cGMP binding. Lineage: Eukaryota; Metazoa; Chordata; Actinopteri; Syngnathiformes; Syngnathidae. Gene Ontology annotation, biological process: monoatomic cation transmembrane transport. The record is from RefSeq and is a predicted model, not a curated record. Gene Ontology annotation, cellular component: plasma membrane; intracellular cyclic nucleotide activated cation channel complex.
CCCUCAUCCUCGUCAAUCCUCAUCUCUCUCCUCGUCGCUCCUCAUCGCACCGACGAUGGCCAGGCGCCUCUGUGGACGCUUUUAGACGGGACCCAUGGGGAAUGUUUGGGACGAGAGGAUGGAUUCAUACGGAGGUGGUCUGAGGAGGGGAGUCUCAUGUGUGGUGGACUUACUAACCGAGUCUGCGUGACGGGACUUCAACCAGCAACGAUAGCGACAAGAACAACAACAUGGCAAAAGUUAACAGUGAAAUCUCCUUUUCAACGCGACAUCGCCUGUCCAGUCAGAUGUCCGACGAGGAGCUGGCCGUCAUUGAAAAUGGAGAUGGCAGGGCUCGCCGCCUUUGUGACGACGACUCCAGGAGGGCUCUGUCCUCCAACUCCAGCAGAAACACUUUUACUGGUCCUGGGGCCAUGGGCAGGCUCUCUUACUUCUUCUACAUGCUGCGUAGUUGGGCCUUUAGCCGAAUGAACCCUGAGGUCACGGAGAGGCACGAUUCCUUCCUGGAACGCUUCCGAGGCCCAGAGCUCAAAGAUGUGUCCAGCCGGGACAGCAACGCCCACUCUCUGGGCGCCAACGAUGCCGUACAUAGGAAGAACCUUGCUAGUAAGUGGCCGCUAGCUACUUACAACAUCAACAACUGCAACAACACAGACGACAAAAAGGAGGACAAGAAAGAGGUUAAAAAAGACGAGAAGAAGGACGAGGACAAGAAAGAAGAUGAGAAGAAGGAUGAUACAAAGGACGAGAAGAAGGAUGAUAAAAAGGACGAGAAGAAGGAUGAUAAAAAGGACGAGAAGAAGGACGAUAAAAAAGAUGACAAGAAAGACGAUAAAAAAAAGGAGGAACCCCCGAAGGAGGUCUGGGUCAUGGACCCGGCUGCAGACAUGUACUACAGGUGGCUCACAGUCAUCGCCGGACCGGUCUUUUAUAACCUCAUGAUGAUUGUUACCAGAGCCUGUUUCAAUGAACUCCAGGAGAGCUUCACCAAACUUUGGAUAUUCCUAGACUACACCUCAGACAUCAUCUACUACACAGACACCUUCGUCAGAUCAAGAACAGGUUACCUGGAGCAAGGACUGCUGGUGAAGGACAGCGGCAAGCUGCGGAGCAAAUACAGAACCACCUCCCAGUUCAAGUACGACAUGAUUUCCAUGAUCCCCACCGAUCUGCUCUUCUUGAAAUACGGCUUCAACAACCCCGAGUUCCGCUUCAACCGCCUCUGCAAGAUCUCCAGGCUUUUCGAGUUCUUCGAGAGGACAGAAACCAGGACCAGCUUUCCGAACAUGUUCCGUAUCAGCAAUCUAGUACUGUACAUCCUCAUCAUUAUCCAUUGGAACGCUUGCAUGUUCUUUGCCAUCUCCAAGACCAUCGGCUUCGGGUCGGACACUUGGGUGUAUCCCAACAUUAGCCACCCGGAGUAUGGCCGCUUGACCAGGAAGUACAUCUACUCGCUGUACUGGUCCACACUGACCCUCACCACCAUCGGGGAAACGCCCCCGCCAGUGAGAGAUGAAGAGUACCUCUUUGUCAUCGCCGACUUUCUCACCGGCGUGCUGAUCUUUGCUAGUAUCGUCGGUAACGUCGGCGCCAUGAUCUCCAACAUGAACGCCUCCCGAGCUGAGUUCCAGGCCAAGAUCGACUCCAUCAAGCAGUACAUGCAGUUCCGAAAGGUCAGCAAAGACCUGGAGGCCAGGGUCAUCAAGUGGUUUGACUACCUGUGGACGGAGAAGAAAACCUGCGACGAGAAGGAGGUUUUAAAGAACCUACCGGACAAGCUCAAAGCCGAAAUCGCUAUCAACGUCCAUCUGGAUACGCUGAAGAAAGUGCGCAUUUUCCAGGACUGCGAGGCUGGACUUCUUAUCGAGCUGGUGCUGAAGCUGCAGCCUCAGGUCUUCAGUCCUGGUGAUUACAUCUGCAAGAAGGGAGACAUUGGCCGGGAGAUGUACAUCAUCAAGGAGGGGAAGCUGGCCGUGGUGGCCGACGAUGGAGUCACUCAGUUUGUCGUGCUCAGUGACGGCGCCUACUUUGGGGAAAUCAGUAUUCUGGGCAUCAAGGGCAGCAAAGCCGGGAACAGGAGAACCGCCAACAUCAGGAGUGUCGGUUACUCUGACCUCUUUGCCCUCUCCAAGGACGACCUCAUGGAGUCGCUCACCGAGUACCCCGAGGCCAAGAAGGCCCUGGAGGAGAAGGGGAAGGCCAUCCUGAUGAAAGACAACCUCAUCGACGAAGCGGUGGCUAACGCCGGCGCCGACCCCAAAGACAUGGAGGAGAAGAUCAGCAAACUGCAGGACAACCUGGACGUCAUGCAGACCAAGUUCGCCAAGCUGUUGGCCGAGUUCACCUCCAGCCAGACCAGGAUGAAGCAGAGGGUCACGCAGAUGGAGGCCCAGGUGAAGGGCAUCAAACCCGAGGACCUGACAGAGGUGGUGGCCGACAAGGACAAGAAAGUUCAGUAACAUCUGAGAGACGCUUCAAAGAUGUGGAAUUGUGUAUGCUAACGGGCUAAUGGUAGCCUUCACAUCCCCCUUUCACCAAUCCACCAACCCCAAAAUACUGACUUUAUCCUACCCCAAAUUCCCUCAACAUGCAUAAAACCCCUGAACAUGUACGCCUACGCGUACGUGUACCAUGUCGAGUAGUGCAGAACCCUUCUUUCCUCCUGCAGGAAUACAUGGGUACUGUUUGAUACUGUACAUACCAAUGUGUAAAAUACUCAUCCAUGGAUACUACUGCAUGACACUACUGACUGUAUUUGUCUACAUUGUCUAUCACAGGGGUCUCAGACUCAAUUUACUUGGGGGCCACUGGAGCUCGGGUCAGGGUGAGACUGGGCCGCAUCAGGUUUUCCAAAAAAAAAAAAAAGCAUUUAUUAAAAACAAAAAAAUUAAAAAAACUUCGCUUUGGUUCCAAUUUUCUACAAGAAAAGCUCUGAUAAAACAUUCCACUGUUCUCAAAUAUCUUACUUUUUAUUUUUCUACACAAAAUAAGAUGAAAAAUAAAUAAACAAAUGAAGAAUAAAAAAAAAUCAAUCAAUCAAUAAUAAAUAAAUAAAUACACUAAUAAUAAUAAAACGGCAAAUAAUAAAAAUUAUUCAAAAAUUAUACAAAUUAUUUUUUCAGAUUAAAAUGAACAAAGCAUUAUUAGAGCCCUGUAGACAUGACAAAACACGACUAUAGUCACAUUUAUACUCUUUUUAUUUACAACAUAUUGCGCAACUGCAGGGUCUUGAGACACAUGCUAACUCGCAAACUCGAGAGCUAGCGACCUAAACGGUAGCCUUCAAGUUAUUUCCUUUAAACUUAAAUAGCCAAAAACUAAAAAAAGCCACUUCCACACGGAUAGGGAGGAUAACUAUUAACAGUUAUUUAACCUUUAACAUGAACAUUAAUCAAACGUAAUAUUUUUUUUGGGUACAUGAUACCAUACAGCAUCCAUAUCAAACUUGCGCGGGCCGCACUAACAUUAAACUUUCAUAUCAAGGCGGGGGCCUCAAACUAGUGUCCUGCGUGCCACAUUCGGCCCGCGGGCCGUGUGUUUGAGACCCCGGGUCUAUCAUUUUGUAGAUAAAAUAAAACAUUAACGCACAUGUUUUGUUUUACCUCAGCCACCUGGGGAACCCAGCAAGAAAAAUUGGGGUGAAAAUCCUGGUAAAGAUUCACAUACUGUACAAGAAUGUAUGUUCACUUUUGCAGUGUCUGCUUGCAUUGGGGCCAAGUAGGGCAGUGCCCCAUCGUAUCUAGUAGAUGGAGCUGAAUAUGAAGACCAUUUGUUUCUUUAUUACCAAAGUUUUUAGAUACCGAAUACAUGGAACUGAAUCUUUUUGUGUUAGAAUUUUGCGAAUUGAUUUUUUUUUACAUCAUUUUAUGCUGAAAAUUUCACGGAAUAAAAUUUGUUGAAGGGAAAUGCAUGUGUUUUUGAAGUUCCGUGAAAAUAAAUUGGAUUACCUUUU